AUGUGUGAUUCAGCUAUAAGAGGCCAUGGUAUUUUGAACAAUGAAGAAGCCAGUUUAUCUAAAGAGCAAACUGGGAACAAUCUGAUGAAUGCUUGGCAAAAGAAAUCCAAUAAAAGGAUUUCUGAUUCUGACUGGAAUUUUGGAAGUUGUAUUUCUGAAGAUGGCUCAACAAUUCAGUCGUAUGAAGGAAAAGUUUUGGAAAAUACCAAAACUUUUCAGAAGGCUUUAGUGAUUAAAGCAUUUGGAGAGAAUGCCUCUUCAUUUAUGGUAAAUACUGAACUGAGGAGACAAUGGUCUCAAAUGGGAAAUUUUAAGCUAACUUGUCUUGGAAAUGGAUGGUGCUUGAGUUUAUUUGAAAAUGACGAAGCUGUGGAAUCGGUUCUCGCUAAUGUACCCUGGUACGUGAAGGGUAACAUUAUUGGAGUGGAUAGAUGGAGCCAAUCUUUUUCUCCCAAUUCGUUGAAAGGUUUGACUGCACCAAUUUGGGUAAGAAUGCCAAACUUACCUCUUCACUAUUGGGAUCCUAUAAAUGAUUGUAGGAUUGCCUCAAAGGUUGGUAAACCUUAUUUACUUGAUGAAAAUAUGUUUCAAUGGGGGAGACGUGAGUUUGCAAGGAUUUUUUUUCAUAUAAAACUUGAAGAAUCUCUACCUCUUGGAGUUUGGGUAGAAGGAAAAUCUGGUAAAUUUUAUCAAAAAGUUGAAUAUGAAAAGGUUCCUAAUAUUUGUUUUGGUUGUGGUAAAAUUGGACAUGACCAAAUGAAUUGCCAUAAGAAGGUUGUUGCAAAGUCAUCAAAAAGUAUAGAUGCAUAUGAACGCAAUGUGAAUGAUCCUUGA
Dendrobium catenatum is the source of this 834-nucleotide messenger RNA. RefSeq lists its product as uncharacterized. NCBI's taxonomy places the organism in Eukaryota, Viridiplantae, Streptophyta, Magnoliopsida, Asparagales, Orchidaceae. The coding region runs from base 1 to 834 and encodes 277 amino acids. Gene Ontology annotation, molecular function: nucleic acid binding; zinc ion binding. The transcript has a single exon. The record is from RefSeq and is a predicted model, not a curated record.